AUGACCUGGGCAGGAAACCAGACUCUCAUCUCCCACUUCAUCCUCCUGGGCCUAUUUAACUACUCACCACUGCAUCUCUUCCUCUUUUCCAUCAUCAUGGUCAUGUUUCUGGUGGCCCUCUCUGGCAAUGGGCUCAUGAUGUUCCUCAUCAAUGUAGACUCCCGCCUGCACAGUCCCAUGUACUUUUUCCUCAGCUGGCUGUCUCUCAUGGACCUCAUGCUCGUGUCUACCAUUGUGCCGCGCAUGGCUGCGGAUUUCCUCCUUGGCGGUGGCCUUAUCUCCUUCACUGGCUGUGGACUCCAGAUACUCUUUUUUCUCACACUCCUGGGGGAUGAAUGCUUCCUGCUUGCCUUCAUGGCCUAUGACCGAUACGUGGCCAUCAGCAACCCCCUGAGGUACUCGGUAGUCAUGAGCCAGCGAACCUGCUGGCUCAUGGUGGCAGGGUCCUGGCUCUUUGGCCUUGUGGAUGGCCUAAUCCAGGCCAUCUUCACUCUCCGCUUCCCAUAUUGUAGCUCCCAGGAGAUUGACCACUUCUUUUGUGAAGUUCCAGCUGUGCUCAAGCUGGCCUGUGCUGAUACCUCUCUCUAUGAGACCAUGAUCUACGUCUGCUGUGUCCUCAUGCUGCUCUUGCCCUUUGCUGUUAUCUCUGCCUCUUACCUGCGCAUCCUGGCGGCUGUAUUGCGCAUGCACUCCACUGAGGGCCGGAAGAAGGCCUUUACUACUUGCUCCUCCCACAUGAUAGUGGUCUCUCUCUUCUAUGGGGCUGCUAUGAUCACCUACAUGAGGCCCCAGGCCUACCACUCCUCCAAACAGGACAAGGUAGUCUCUGCUUUCUACACCAUGAUCACUCCCAUGCUUAAUCCUCUUAUCUACAGUCUGAGGAACAAGGAAGUGGCUGGGGCGCUGAGAAAACUCCUAGGAAGAGGUUCCUGUGGUGGCGGUCAGGGCUAG
Oryctolagus cuniculus (rabbit) is the source of this 951-nucleotide messenger RNA. Its product is annotated as olfactory receptor 2V1-like. The record is from RefSeq and is a predicted model, not a curated record. Gene Ontology annotation, cellular component: membrane. Gene Ontology annotation, molecular function: olfactory receptor activity; G protein-coupled receptor activity. Gene Ontology annotation, biological process: G protein-coupled receptor signaling pathway. NCBI's taxonomy places the organism in Eukaryota, Metazoa, Chordata, Mammalia, Lagomorpha, Leporidae.